UAUUAUUUAGUUUGGUUGUCUAAUGUUUUGAUUUCAGAAUUGUAAGAAUAUUGUGAUCUAUAUUCUAAAAAUGUAUUAUCCAGAAUCAUUGCUUAAAAAAUACAAAACGUAUCUGGCAUCUAACUAAUACUGUUUCUAAUAUUACAGACUAAAAUUACAGUACAGCAACAAGGAUUUUGUACAAUUAUAAUGCAUUAUAAUGUGCUUGUCAUGCAAUUUGCACCACCACGCAAUUUGCACCACCACGAGCACCCCAACUUUUGGUUCGUUCCACAGUCCAAGGAUAUAAUGAUGAUGAAAACAGCCCAAAGACUAAUUUAUCAUUACUUAUGUUAAUGUUAAUGAUUAGCUACAUACCGCAUUAAUAAUGUUGUUCAUGCAGAAAAAGCCGCUCCUUUGAGCUCAAGGCUCUGUGCACUGUCUGAUAGUUAACGGCUUCAAAAUAAUCAAAUGGCACAAAUCUUUGUGGUAUGCUGACUGAAUCCUUCUUUCGAAGCCUCAUAAAGCCACAAGUAUGAUCAGAUCUAUUUAUCAGAGUUAGUGAUAACACAAACUAAGAAAUAAGUUAUGGGAAACUGAUUCUCCACCCACAUUUAUAUUAUAUACUGUAUAUAUCCAGUGAGAGCUCACUGAUUAUCUUCAACAUGAUCGUCAUCUCUCUGUUCCUGCUGACCUCUCUGCUGCCAACCAUGACCUGCAUUGUGAACGGCAGGGAAGCAAAACCCCACUCCAGACCUUACAUGGUGUCUGUUCAAGUAAAGGAGCAACAUACCUGUGGUGGAUUCCUCAUCUCUGAUAGAUUUGUCAUGACUGCUGCAAGUUGCAGAGAAAAUGCUCCAGUUCUGACGGUUGUGCUAGGUGCACAUGACCUAAAAAAGAGUGAGAAUUCAGUCCGAUACACAGUGGAUUUAUACUAUGAGCAUCCAGAAUACACCAAGGCAUCCUUUUUUAAUGACAUCCUGCUUUUGAAGUUAGAAGAAAAUGUACAACUGAACGAUAAUAUCAUGUGGAUAUCCAUAUCAGAAGAAGGAAGCAUUAUCGAGGCAGGUUCAGUUUGCAGUGUCGCAGGUUGGGGAAGUUUACAAGCUAAGGGCAAGAAAAGCGAUCACCUCAUGGAGACAGACGUGAAGGUCAUGAAUAACAUGGAAUGUGAAAGUAAAUGGGGGAAGAAAUACUUUUCAUCUUCACAGAUGAUGUGUGUUCAUGGCAAAGGAGGAAGCUGUGAUGGGGAUUCAGGAGGUCCUUUGGUUUGUGGAAACACUGCAGUUGGUGUCUCAUCUUUUGGUCACCCUGCUCUCUGUAAUUCCCCAAAGAAACCCGAAGUUUAUAUUAAGAUUUCAGCAUAUCUUCCUUGGAUAAAUUGUAUAAUUGGAAAAUAUUAUUGAUGUCAACUGAAUCUUGCAAAUAAGAUGGGUUAAUUAUUAUUAUUUUUUUGGUUGAGUUGACUUUCCUCCCAGUCGUCUUUUAAUAAAAAUAACAUUCAUUGAUAUAUACUGUCCAGAGAUUUUAAUUAAUCAGAAUUUUUUUUAAACCAGAUAUAAAACUAAAGACAAUUUAAUAUUUGA
This is a messenger RNA of Carassius auratus (goldfish), 1565 nucleotides long. RefSeq names its product complement factor D-like. Gene Ontology annotation, biological process: proteolysis. Gene Ontology annotation, molecular function: serine-type endopeptidase activity. The coding region runs from base 645 to 1385 and encodes 246 amino acids. The transcript has 5 exons. The record is from RefSeq and is a predicted model, not a curated record. Lineage: Eukaryota; Metazoa; Chordata; Actinopteri; Cypriniformes; Cyprinidae.